Strigops habroptila (Kakapo) is the source of this 9971-nucleotide messenger RNA. RefSeq names its product calcium/calmodulin dependent protein kinase ID (gene CAMK1D). Gene Ontology annotation, cellular component: intracellular anatomical structure. Gene Ontology annotation, molecular function: ATP binding; calcium/calmodulin-dependent protein kinase activity; calmodulin binding. Gene Ontology annotation, biological process: peptidyl-serine phosphorylation. The transcript has 11 exons. The record is from RefSeq and is a predicted model, not a curated record. Lineage: Eukaryota; Metazoa; Chordata; Aves; Psittaciformes; Psittacidae. Bases 750 to 1931 code for a protein of 393 amino acids.
GCGGUUUUGGUGCAAUGCGAAUUAUCUUCAGUCAUUCAGUCAGGAGGGGCAGCGCCAGGCAGCAGAGCAGCGGCGGGGCUGCCUCCUCCUUCUUCUUCCUCCUCCUCCUCUUCCUUCUUCUUCUUCUCCUCCUCCUCCUCCCAUUGCCAUAACAACCGCGCACAGCCGCUGCGCCCGCGGUACCGGCGGGGCCGCUCCGCGCCGCUCAGCACCGCUCCGCGCCCGGCAGGCUGAGCAUCCCCCGGGGCCCCGCACGGGGGGUGGGGAAGAGAAACAGUGACCUCCCUCCCCCCAAAAAAGAAAGAAAACCCCCCAAAAAGGGACUUUUUCGCGGGGUGGGUCUAUCAGGGACCAAAGUGACCCCGAGACAGGCUGCGCGCAGCUGCUGCGCAGGGUGCGGAAAGAGGGAGGGACGGGGGAACCCCGCGAGUGACUCCGCGGGGCGGCGCGGAGGAGGGGAAAGGGGGGAUAGAGGAGGGGGGGGACAGAGAAAGUUGGUAGGAAAUAGCCCAGGAAAAGUGGCACUCGCAGAGCCCGCCGGAGCGCGGAGGAAAUAAAAGCGGCGGCAGGCAGGAAGUGUGAGGAGGAGGAGGAAGGGGAGAAGAAGGAGGAAGAAGAAGAAGAAGAAGAAAGAGCAGCAGCAGCAGCAGUCGCUGCUACCGCGGCAGAAGAGAAAGCAAAAGCCGCGCACGGCUCGGUGCCGCCCGCGCCGGCAUCCGCGGGGCUGCGCGGGGCUGCGCUCCGUGGCCAUGGCCCGGGAGAACGGGGACGGUGGCGGCUCCUGGAAGAAGCAAGCGGAGGACAUCAAGAAGAUCUUCGAGUUCAAGGAGACGCUGGGGACGGGUGCAUUCUCUGAAGUUGUUUUGGCUGAAGAGAGAGCAAGUGGGAAACUCUUUGCAGUCAAGUGCAUUCCCAAGAAGGCACUGAAAGGAAAGGAAAGCAGCAUAGAGAAUGAAAUUGCAGUUCUGAGAAAGAUCAAGCAUGAAAAUAUAGUUGCCCUGGAAGACAUCUAUGAAAGUCCAAACCAUUUAUAUCUGGUCAUGCAAUUAGUGUCUGGGGGUGAACUUUUUGACCGCAUUGUGGAGAAAGGGUUCUACACCGAGAAGGAUGCCAGCACCCUGAUCCGGCAGGUCCUGGAUGCUGUCUACUACCUGCACCGAAUGGGCAUCGUGCACAGGGACCUCAAGCCUGAGAACCUGCUUUACUACAGCCAGGAUGAAGAGUCAAAAAUCAUGAUCAGUGACUUCGGAUUGUCAAAGAUGGAGGGUAAAGGAGAUGUGAUGUCCACAGCCUGCGGGACUCCUGGCUAUGUUGCUCCUGAAGUGCUGGCCCAGAAACCCUACAGCAAAGCCGUGGACUGCUGGUCCAUUGGGGUCAUCGCAUACAUCCUGCUGUGUGGGUAUCCCCCUUUCUACGAUGAAAAUGACUCCAAACUCUUCGAGCAGAUCCUAAAGGCAGAGUAUGAGUUUGACUCUCCAUAUUGGGAUGACAUCUCUGAGUCUGCUAAAGACUUCAUUCGGAAUUUGAUGGAGAAAGACCCUAAUAAAAGAUACACCUGUGAGCAAGCAGCACGGCACCCUUGGAUCGCUGGGGAUACAGCGCUCAACAAAAACAUCCACGAGUCGGUCAGCGCUCAGAUCCGGAAGAACUUUGCAAAAAGCAAAUGGAGACAAGCGUUUAAUGCCACAGCUGUCGUGCGGCACAUGAGGCGGUUACACCUCGGCAGCAGCCUUGACAGCGCGAGCGCCAGUGUGUCCAGCACCCUCAGCCUCGCCGCGCCGCUCCCCGACGCAGCCACGCGGAAAGAUUGUAUGUCUCCAUCCACUCUCUGUAGUUUUGUUUCAUCUGCUUCUUCAGGCGUUUCUGCGGUAGGAGGGGACCGGAGACCCAGACCCACCACAGUGACCACAGUGCACACAGGGAGCAAGUGAGAGCCGGGGCAGCGAGGAGCAGGCAGGCGGCGGGGCUGGCAGGUUGCCCCUGCACGUCCCACCCCGCAGUGCUCGCUCAGCGAAGGACUAGAAGAAAGAAGAUUUUUUAUGGCCAUAUUUUAUACUGCAAAUUCUAAAAUGUUUCAUUUAUCACAAACUGCAAUGACUCCAGGGGGAACGGAUCUAACAGUCUCUGGUGCUGUACAUACAUAUACAUAUAUAUAUAUAAAUAUAUAUAUGUGAGUCUAGCGAUGUUCUAACCAAUGAACACUCAUUCUUCUCCCCAGUGAUUUACUCUUUUUCUCAGUGUAGGUAACAAUAUAUGUUGUAUUUUUUUUCCAUUAACUACAAACAUCUCAACUGGAUUAUUUAAAUAGAGAUACUUUUCUGAGCAUUAUAUAUAUAUUUUUCUUUUAAAAAGUACUUCCAGUAAUGUCCCUCCUUCCAGUUUGCUGGGGGAUAGGCUAUUUCUGUAGGUAGGAAUUGACGUUACCUUUGCAACAUGGGAGGAUUUCAAUGGCAUGCCAUUUCUUGGUCUUCAAAUUGGAGUGCAAGUCUGUCUGGCUUUAGCAGGGCUGUUACUGUUCAGAUUAAAGAACUGCUGCUUUCCCUCCCCUCCUCCUCCUUGAAAGCCAUGGUGAGAGUUAAAUUGCCACCAGCUGGGAGCCAGCUCAUGUUUGGCCUCAUUCCUGUAGUGCUGGUGAUCUGCAGCACCCUUGUUUCAGAGGAGAGGCGGAUAGACGGUGCUGGUCAGGAGCUGACCAGAGCUGAGCAAAAGAAAUGCAGAGCACAGUCUCAUCCUGCAGCUCCUCUCUUCUCCGAGUCACUGUGUGUUAUGAGCAGGGUGAAAGAAAAGGAAGAUGUGGGGCUAAGAGCCAUAUUCAUCCCCUGCCGGUAACUCAUUUGCCCUCCAGCAAGACAUUUAAUUCACCAGCCUCCUCCCAGCCUGGCCUCUGGUAUGGGGCACAUCCAGUCUGCGGGCUCAACGCCAGAGGUGCUGAGCACCUGCAGCUCGUCAGGGCUUUGCCUGGCGUUGCCGAUGCUCAGCACCUCCCAGAGAGGCCAAAACUGGAUAUUGAAACCAAACAGAAAAGUUUGGACCUUAAUCUCUGCAUGCCUGGUUUCACCCCCAGGCGAGGGGUGAUGCUUGCACCCCUCUGUGAAGCACUGGCAGGUUCUUGGGUGCAAAGUGCAAGAUAAGGUGUAGCGUUGCUCCAUCACACCUAGCUCUGAGAGCUGGCAAGGAGCACUGAGCAUGACCUCACCAAAAGGCAUGAGCACAUGCAGGGACAGUGGUGGCACUGCCUCCUCCUCCUCCCUAAAAGCUCAUAGACAAAAGCAACCUCAAUUUCCCUGUUAAUUACUAGGUACAUGCACUUCCCAGGCUCCGUGUGCUGGUGCAUCGGUCAGGAACAGCCACUGUAACUGUUGUGCAGCCGCGCAUUAAAGCAGCAUGAAACAGAGAGGAGAGAAAAUCUGCCUAGAAGGGUUCCAGGUUACUUCUGUGCCAUUCCCAGCUGUGAUUUUCCUUCAAGGAGGAGAGAAGAGAGGCAGGCAGCAGAGGCAGGCGCCUUUCCCUAGCUGCUGUGAGCCUCUCGCACCCGAGACAGGUCUAAUCCCUGCCAUUCCCUGCAGCAUGCUCUUACUGCCAUGCUUGCCUCAUUUAUCCUGCACAAGAAAUUGAGAAAGUUAACCACAGACGCAGCUGAAUACAUCAGACAAUAGUGACCAUGCUGGGAAAAGCUGUAAGAUACGCAUUUUUCAUCAAGACUUCAAAAUCCUGCUUCAUCUUCUGUCAGUUGGCUUCAACUGGCAGAGCCAGGAUUUCAUCUAUCAUACUUUGAGUGCUAAAAGCUGGAAAAGCAGGUUGCAGUGAGCACUGACUCUGUUUGAAAUAGCCAUUCCUUUUGUGCCACUUAGACCUGUUAUACCAAUUAGAUCUCUAAUUUCCUCAGUAUUAAGCUGCUCCCCAUUUUUGGAGGGCUGUGGCAUAUCUGAGUGAGCCUCUGGGAGCCCUGGGUUCCCCCCACCAUGUUGCAGAUGGCAUGGAUGCUCAUGCAGAAAGGUUGCAGCUUCAACUUCUUCACCUCAGAGCAGCCUUCCAAUAUCUGAAGGGGGCCUAUAAGGAUGCUGGAGAGAGACUUCAUCAGGGACUGUAGCGAUAGGACAAGGGAGGAUGGGUUUAAACUUACACAGGGGAGAUUCAGGUUAGAUAUAAGGAAGAAAUUCUUCCCUGUGAGGGUGCGGAGGCGCUGGCACAGGGUGCCCAGAGAAGCUGUGGCUGCCCCAUCCCUGGCAGUGUUCAAGGCCAGGUUGGACACAGGGGCUUGGAGCAAUCUGCUCUAGUGGAAGGUGUCCCUGCCUGUGGCAGGAGGGUUGGAACUGGAUGAGCUUUAAGGUCCCUUCCAACCCAAACCAGUUUGGGAUUCUAUGAUUUUAGGAAAGAUGCCACAUGUUGGUCUCUUGGGGGUUGGUAGCAAAACUCUAUACAAUAUAAAUUCCCUGGUGAGGACUUCUGACCAAGAUUCGGUCACACUGAAGGGCAGGGGAUCUUCUUGCUGCAAGUCUCACUCCUUGUCCCCAUCCCCUGGCCAUUGCCACCAUAUACUCUUGCCCCACUGACAAGGAGUAGGAAGAGCUUGGUUGGUAUUUACCCUUGGAGCUCCUUACAUCUUGCUGCAAGGUGUCUGAAAAGAAUAUAGUACAAUUUAAACUCAUUCUAAGGUGACUUCAUUUUGCCAGCCUCAGUAGGGAAGCUUCAGUUUAGGAGAGUCUCCUAUCCCAAGAAAUUCAAGUUAUUUUGAACCCACAUGAUUUCAUAAGCCCAGCUGGCCCUAUUUGCUCCAGUUGCAGGGAUGUGAAUAGGCAGUCUCCCAGUUUAGCAUCAGUGGAGUUCCCUAUGUUUACACAUGUGCAACCAAAAGCAGGAUUUGGUUAGGGAAUAAUUUGUCAAUGUUGAGUGGUUUUAAAGGUUUGGGUUCAAGCAUUUCCUCUUUGCUUUCUCAUCUGAAACCUGAGGUUUGAACUUGACGCAGUUGCUGAGGCCACUAACCAAAAUACAGCCUCCAAAUGUAUCUUGCAGAAAAAAGGAAAGCGAAUGGAUUUCCAUCUGCAAAACAAAGAGCAGUGGUGGAAGCAAAGGCAGACAUGCUGUCCUGCAGAUGGGGAGGGGUUGUUCCCACAUGCUAUGCUGCCCCUCCUUGCUGGAUGCUUCCCUUGUUUUUUUGUUGGGAGGGGUAUUCUUUCCUUCCACGCUUGGAAUUAGGGUGAUUUGUUUUCCCUCCUGCAAGUAAUAUUCUGCCUUAGUUGUGUAAUAUAUCAUCAUUCCCUUUGGCUUACUAUCAACUGCUGGGAUCUUAAGACAAGAAACAGAAGCACUUAAAAGCAAAAUUGUUUCUUUCUGCUACAGUUCGGGUGGUGGGAAGCUCUGCUUUUGUAUCAGUGAAACACAGCUGGAAUCCUGACUGGGCUUCACCACAUGCUUAGAGAUCUCUCCAGUCAUUGAGUCCUGAAGUAUCUCUUGGUUAAAACUUCUUAGUUUAAGUCUGGGUAAAUCUGUUAACUGCACCCACGCCACAUUUAUGGAGGGGGCAUAGCCUGGUACAGCAAACACUCCAGCAUUGCUUGACAGGGAUGCUCCAGUGCUGCUGCAUGUCCUUCUCCUGCCAUAAUCCACCUCUGCUCAGCCGCUCUCACACGUGAAUGCAAAGCCAGGGGUAAAUAAUGUGUGCAUGUGGGGAAAAGGCUAAAGCCCCAAAGUAGAAUAUUCAAAACAAAUCCCCAACUGGCCUUGCCAUGGAGGUGUAGGUAGAAAAAUCCCUCUGGGCUCUUUCCCAAUGGACUAUCCUACUAAACAAUGUGUGAUUUGCUUCUCACGUGAGGACUUCAGCCUGGACUCACCUGUCUGUCACCCUUCCCUGCUUUACUUUACUGGUACCAAUGUGCUUUUCCUUUGUAACUUCUUUUCCUCAGCUCCUUCCCCUUCUUUUUCUUUGCUUGCAGCUUUGAUUGUUGAUUUUUACCUCCAGAGUCACAGAGGCCAUCUCUGAUGCCAACAGCAGUGCACUUGCUGGGAAAGCAAACAAGCAAACCAAAAUCCAGAAAACCUCCAGCUGGCCCCUUAGCCUGCAGAAGAAGUUGUGAGGACAGGCUGCCCGUGUGAACUCUGCGAGCUGAAAGUCAGUAUUGUAGUGGCAGGGGCUUCUGCUGCUGAUUUUGCAUGUGACUUCAUUCCCAGUACAUCCUAAUUUUCUGCUGGAUCACCCCUUCUGCAGCACGAAAUGGAUAUUGGCCCUGCGGCACGGCUAAGUGGGGAAGUAGGAGUAUAGGGAAAACCUGUCAGUGAUGCUUUCCUGAGACUGUGUUACUCUGCUGGUGAUGUUCUCUUCUGUCCUGGUUGCUAUCGUAGAGGUUCCAUUAGAGUAGUAGGUACAGAAAAAAACAAGUAGGAUUUUACCUAUGCCUUGUGUGUCUGUUAUGGUUGUGGUGCUGAAAUAAAACCAAGCAGUGAUAGAGGUUCAUUCUUGAAAUGAAUAAAACAACAGAAAGGGGUGUCAGCCCACUGGCAGACAUCUCCACAUAGUUCUGCAGUAGGCAGCAUUAGUGGUUUCCACUGUGUAUGUGUCCUGCAUACCUCCACAGCGAUUGACAGUAUUCUUAUUAUACCCACUUCUCCCCUGACGGGCCCUGAGGGACUUUGGGGCUUAUCCAAAGCUUUUCCCAGCCCCAGGAGCCAACACAGCCCUUGAUCUCUGGCUUUUCUCCCCAAAUCCUCUGCAAACCAGAACACGGACCUCCAUGGUGCCCUGGAAAUGCAGUGGCAGCUGACCCUGAGGCUGCCCCUUCCUUAAGUGUGACCAUAUUUUUAGGGAAACAAAUCCCCAGGGAAAGCCAGAUAGCUUCCAGCCAUUGGCAGCCAGCGAGAAUGUUGUCCUUUGAUCUGAACUUGGCAUUGACUAGAUCAGAUAUGGGGAAACCUGUGCUGUUAUUUCCCCCUGUGGUAACAGCUCCAGCCCUGAGCAGAACUGGGUGAGCACUGCAUAAAAACACCAGAUUGACUUUGCCAACAAGAUCACGCAGACUGUAAUCUGUUGCUUUUGCUCUUUCGAAAGAGCCAGGGGAUUCAUCUACUGGCAAAAUAACAGUUUCUAGACUGAACCCUGAGGUGCAGAAGUAGCUUUCUUUCAGCAUAUGGAAAGUCUCAUUUAAUGGGAUUAGUUGCGUUCUUUAUCCCAUGCGUAUUUAUCCAUCUGAAUUGGGGCCUGAAUGCAUCCCAAAAAUUAUUCAUGGGAAGGGAGUUUUGCCUUUGUUAUCAUGCUUAUUUGCACCAGAAACUUGAUGCUAAGUGUUAUACUCAUUCAAGCAAAAAGUGGAAACACACAGAGAGACGGUGGUAUCCAAGGAAAACAGCAUCAAAACCAAGUGCAGAAGAUUAGUUGGCAGAUCCCUGCCAGCAAUGGCUGAGUGAGGAAACAGCAACCUGCUCAUAAACAUUGCAUGAACAGUUUCCCCUGGUAAAUCAGGCAUUCCUUAUUUCUGGCCCAGCAGCAAGUUUUACACAAUCCCUAUAAUUUUCCCCUGCAUCCCCGCAGCUGAGUCCUGCCUUCCCAUCCUGUCUGCUGGGGUGGUCUGGUCUCUGUGACACACUGAGUGCAGCAUGUAUGUGUGUGUGUGUGCGUGUUGUGGCCCCAGGCAUGACAGAUCCCACCGGUGGAACUGGUUCAGGGUUUUUGGUCUGACUUUGCACGGUUGGGUCAAAGCUGUGUAAAUAGUGUUUGUAAUGCAGGAUAAAGGCUCUUUAGCCCAGACUCUGGUUUUCAAGACCUCUUCCCACCACGAACUGUGUCACUGGUUUGUUCAGGUAGAUAUUUUUUCCACCUCUUCAUAAAUGAUAAGGUCAGAAGAGUGGCUCUUACAUUUUUUCCAUGCUCCAGAGUGGAGUCAGGGCAUGUACGCUCGCAAGCGUUGUGAAAAAAAUCACUGCUGAACUAACGAUGACAUCAAAUGUCCAAUAAAUGCAUGAUACUGCACUGCAUGUAUUAAUCUGCUGUUCACUGUUUCUGUAUUUCCCAAGCUUUUUCUUUAUUCACGUUCAACCCAACCUUUUCUUCAAGGGGUUUACUUCUACGUUUUGCUUUUAAAUGACUCAAUGUAUCUGUAACUCUAAAUCCAUUGUUAAGUUUGAGUAAAUGCAAAAGCUGAUGUUUUGUAAACAAGAUAUUGCAAAGCCUGGUAAUGUAUUUUGUCUUUCUGUUGAAUGCUCUGCAGCAUGUACAGGAAGAGUCACCAUCCAGAGCAGCUUAAAACUAUGCAGCAGUCAUGUACACACGUCUAGAAACAGGGAGUCGGGGAGGGGAGGUUCCCUUUUUGGAUACAAUGCUUACAAAUUUGAUUUGCAUCAAAAAUUCCUUCCCUGGGCUGCUAAUGCUCAGGAUUACCAAGCAGCAUGUUGGUGUGUCUCUUUGUUUCCUCUUUUUUCCUUUGGUUUGUUUUUCUUAGUCAAAAUUUAGACUGGUCCACUCAAUUCUCAGUAUAUUUUCUCUUCCUGCAAGAUAUUUCUUUCUCACCUGUUGCAGAAUGAACUGCAUUUUGGGGACCAAGAUGCUGUGAUCUUUUGCCUGCACAAAAUAGGGCAGAGAGCUGAGCUAAUUAUCCCAUCUUUUCCAAAGCAUCACCACUGAGACACUAGCAUUUGAUCCUUGAACCUCUACGUAGUACCACCAUUUAUCCGUGGAAGAGUUUGGGAUGGUAUUUUUCUUUCUUCCACAUGGUAAUCAUGCCGUUGCCUCCUCUUCCCUUAAUCAUUGACACAUUUUCAUUUGUGCUGGUCUUCCUAAGGCAGGGUACAGGAUGGCCACAUGGUACUUAUAGUAGCUCUGGCUCAAUCCUCUUGUGGGCAUCAGGAGGGCAUGGGUCCCAGUUCGUGAGUGGUUGCUGUGUUAGUGUGGGAGAGGAUAAAGUUCCCAAUACUCAAAGCAGAGUCAUCUGAAAGGGCUGGGAAAUUGCUCUGGAUUCUUGGCAAUGACAUGCCAAGCAGCAGGGCUGGAGAGAAAGCGCCUAUGCUGGUGGCAUAGGGAGCAAGUAUCAGUCCUUGGAAAUAACGCAAGGGGCUGCUCCAUGGUGGCUGAAAGCACCAAGAAGCCUUGAGCCCACCUUCAAGGCUGGUGCUCAGCCAAGAUGCUGUGCCAUUGCAGAAGCACUACAUGGCAGCAUGAAAAUCAUCAUUAAUAAUGGCUGUAAAUCAGCCUGAUUUACAAUCUGAGUUCAGAUUGCUGAGGCAGCACGUGGUGCAAGGCUCCAUGAAGAGGUGGACAUGUGCUGUGGUUCUGGGUGGGUGGGAGCUCCAAGGGGGGUGCUCAGAGCAGCUCUGAGCUUUUCCAUCUGUCAUCUGCAUCCCCUGAGUCAGCACAGCAUCACAUAUGCUGUGUCUUACUAGAUCAAGCUGUAGCAUGACCCCCAAAGUGAGGAGCAUGAAAGGUUGUUAGCUCAGUGGGAGAUAUGGUGACCAGACUCAUGUUUCUGGUCAACACAAUGUCAGUGUCCUGUUGUACACUGGCCUCUAGUUAAGAAACAGCAUUUUGGUCAGUUUGGACAUUUUUUAGACAGAUAUUUGAUUUAGGUCAGCAAACAAUGAGAAAAAGCCUGCUCUGCCCAGAGUAGUGACUCCCCAGAUAUCCCCAACAACAAAACAUCUUGAUUUCACUUAAUGAAAACACAAGCAUGUUUUCUACAGAGGCUUAAAUCUUAAUCAAGGAAUGUCAGUGUGCCUAAUAUUGCAGGUCUUGUGAUUGAUACAAGUUCAUAACAGCAUCCAUGUCCAAAAAGAAGGGAGAAUAUGUAUUUACUCCAUGCAUGUUUUAAGGCAUCACAAAAGUUUUAUCUGCGUAAUGAGUUUGCAAUACUGCAAAUUGUUAAUGGGGCUACGUCGCAAGUGGUUCUCUGCCUUGACAAUCAUGUAUACAUAUCGAGAUUUCUAUCAUGAUGACAAUUUAAAGGGAUGACUAAUUGUUUUCCUCCAAUAAAUCCAAUUAAAUCACCCUG